UGCCUGUCCACUGCAGAACGCUCUGGACCUCGAUGUCGGUGGAGAGCUCCAUGUUAGUGAUCGAGUUCAUCAGAUUCCCAAUUCUGCCAUCCGUGAUUCUCUCCAAACACCAUCCUCUACUUGUAGAGUUACCAUUCGCUGUCGGCUCAGGCAACACAAACACUAUCUCGGGACAUAUCCACACGAGCUCUGCGAUAUAGAGACAGAAUAGGCCAUUCCAUGAAGACUACACAACUGCUUACAUCCUGACGUCAACACCUCAAACACACAAACACAAACACGACACUAAAGACAACCUUCACAAUGUCCUCCCGCUUCUCCGCCGCGCGCCCCAAACGCGCCAGCGAAGCCUACGCCCGCGCCCACCACGGCGAAUCGCGCUCUAACGACGACACCUCCGGCGGCCCCUCCCACAAGAAAGUCAAAUUCGACGUCCGCAACCCCUCCGCGCUCGCGCCCUCAGCGCACGACGACGACCUAGACGAAGCCGACGAGGAGGUUCUCGCCGCCGACGUGAUCGGCGGGCUCUCACGGGCGACCAAGCGCGGCGCCGUCAACAUUGACGGGUACGACUCGGACUCGGACAAUGACAACCUGGAAGACCGGGCAGAAGCCCGGGGGAAGAGCCGCAAGAAGGGCAAAGAUGCCGAGGACGUGGAUCUGGCGGAGGUGAUGGAUAAUUACAACAAGCCUUCAAACGGGGCGGCAGCAGCGAAUGAUGAGGAUGAUGAGGUAGACAUGUUCGGCGACUUGGAAGACGACGACGACGACGGAGCAAAACCCACCACAGCAGGCAAAAAGGACAAGAAAUCCGUCCACUUCCUCGCCGACUCGGAAAUCGAAGGCCAGGAUCUCUCUUCCAAAGCCGGCGACACGGUCACCAUCGACAAAGAUAACCAAUCCGGCGAGUCGGACGACGACGAAGAAACCAUAGCAGCCGCCAUCGCCGAGGAAGGCGUAGACGAAGAAGUCGGCCUUGGCGGGCUCAAGAAACACGCGCCCAAAAUCGACGCCUUCAACAUGAAAGCCGAGCAGGAAGAGGGCGCCUUCGACGAGGCGGGCAACUACAUCCGCAGCGCGGCCGAUGCCAAUGCCGUGCACGACAAGUGGCUGGAGGGCCUGUCGAAAAAAGAAAUCAAAAAGGCGGCGGCGGCGCACGAGAAGCGCGAGGCGGAGCGGCGGGCACAGGAGAGGGAGGAUGAUAAGAUUGCCACUGGUGACCUACUUGGAAACUUGAUCCUGACGCUGGAAAAGGGGGAGACGGCGCUGGAGGCGUUGGCGAGGUUGGGCAAGGACAAGACGAAGGGGCCGAAGAAGGUGCCCAAGUGGAAGCAGAAGAAGCAGGAGCGGAAACAGGGGAUUGACGCGAUGGAUGUUGAUGAAAAGAAAGGGGAAGAAGAUCCCAAGCAGAAAAAGAUUAGGGAGUCGAUUGAUGCCAUCACGGAAGCGGCGGAUAAGUUGCUGGGAAGGGAUUACCCGGAUAUUUACGAUAAGGAGAGGGAGUGGUUGGUUAGAGAGUACAGAGCUGAGACGGGCGAGACUUGGGUGGAGCCUACGCCUAAAGAAGAGGAAAAGGAGGAAGAGUCAUCGUCAUCAUCAGACGGACAACCAAGGAUGUGGGAGUUUAGGUGGACAGAUGGGAGAGACGGUGGAGGGAGUCAGGGACCGUUCGACGGGCCUACUAUGAAGGCAUGGCAGGAUGCUGGGUACUUCAAGGAGGCGGUUGAGUUUAGGCCGGUAGGCGGCGGAGGGGAGGGGGACUGGUCUAGGGUUGCGACGUUCGUAUGAUCAUCACAUGGUAGAUGUGUAUGGUUAGGUUUUGUACGAUUGUGUGUGAUAGUAUACCCCCCGAUUCGAAAUGAUGACAGAAUCAAAAGCUUGACCAUCAAGCCCAGAGCUCUCCCGGCGGCUGGUUGUCAUAUCACCCCCACAAUGCCAUAAAGUUCUCUCUUGCUACGCCAUGCUUCGACUUCGUUUAUAGUUCGUCGUAUCAUAC
Molecule: messenger RNA, 1996 nt
Organism: Neurospora tetraspora
Lineage: Eukaryota; Fungi; Ascomycota; Sordariomycetes; Sordariales; Sordariaceae
Exons: 1
Coding region: 304-1788 (494 amino acids)
Cellular component (GO): U5 snRNP
Molecular function (GO): protein binding
Source: RefSeq, a predicted model, not a curated record